Rotaria sordida is the source of this 4029-nucleotide messenger RNA. The record is from the annotation of a GenBank genome assembly. NCBI's taxonomy places the organism in Eukaryota, Metazoa, Rotifera, Eurotatoria, Philodinida, Philodinidae.
AUGCAAACACCUUAUUCAACUGGUAAUGACUCUUCUACAACUAUGAUUACAGUUGGUGAUUUCAAUAAAGAUAAUCGGUUAGAUGUCGCUGUCGCAAAUUUCGGCACUAACAACAUAGGUAUCUUUCUUGGAUAUGAAGAUGGAUUAUUUGAAAACCAAAUAUUGAUUUCAACUAGUUCAUCUCGUCCAUGCUGGAUACAUAUUGCAGAUUUUAAUAAUGAUACAUUACCUGAUAUUGUCUCUGCAAACUAUGGUAUCAAUAGUAUUAGCGUAUUCUGCGGAUAUGGGAAUGGAAGUUUCUCAAGUCCAACUAUGUAUUCAACAGGCUAUGAUUCAGGUCCAUCCUCAGUUAUUUCUGGAGAUUUAAAUAAUGACAACAAACUAGAUCUUAUUAUUGCGAAUUCAGGCACAGAUAAUAUAGGUAUAAUGUUUGGAGAUGGCUAUGGUAACUUUAAAUAUCAAAAGACGUUAUCUACAGGUCUUGGCUCUCGUCCAUGCUCUGUUGCUGCAUCUUAUUUCAAUGAUGACAAUCUACUGGAUAUCUCUGUUGCCAAUUAUGGGACACGAAGUGUUGGUAUAUUUCUGAAUUAUGGCAAUGGAACUUUUUCACAUCAAACAAUAUAUUCACUGGGCACUUCUUCACCAUAUUCCAUUGCUAUUGCUGAUUUUAACAAUGAUGAUCAACUUGAUAUAGUCGUAACUAAUAACGGCUCUAACAAUAUAGGUAUGCUUCUAGGCUAUCGCAACGGUACUUUUGCAAGUCCAAAAAUGUAUUCGACUGGAUCAUCUUCUUCCAUAGCAGCAGCAGUAGGUGAUUUCAACAACGAUCGUCGAUUAGAUAUGGCUGUUGUAAGCAAUGACACUAACAUUAUAGCUAUACUUUAUGGUUAUGACAAAGGCUUUUCCAGCAAAAGUACAUAUUCUACUGGUCGAUUUCCACAGUCCGUUGCCGUCGGUGAUUUUAACAACGACACACGUCUAGAUGUUGUUGUCACUAAUUAUUAUGACAACACUGUCAGUGUACUGCUUGCAUAUGCUGAUGGUUCUUUUCAAAACCAAAUGACGUUUUCUACUGGAGCUAAUCCAUAUGGAGUAACUGUAGGUGAUUUUAAUAAUGAUAUAAUAUUAGAUAUUGUUGUGACUAAUCAUGGUGAUCAUACUGUAAGUAUACUUCUUGGAUAUGGGAAUGGCUCUUUUGAAAAUCAUAGAACAUUUGCCACUGGCAUUUCUCCACAAUCUGUGGCAGUCGAUGAUUUCAAUAAUGAUACAAUAUUGGAUGUUGUCGUCACUAAUUAUGGGGAACACACCGUAAGUGUACUUCUUGGAUAUGGGAAUGGCUCUUUUGAAAACAAAUUAAAGUUUUCCACUGGCUUUUUUCCGCAAUCUGUAGCAGUUGCUGAUUUCAACAAUGAUACACGAGUUGAUAUUGUUGUCGCUAACUAUCGAAACUAUUUUGUAAGUGUACUUCUUGGAUAUGGGAACGGUUCUUUUCAAAAGCAAAUUGUAUCUUUUACCCAAUCUCAACCAUACGCAUUAGCUAUUGGUGAUUUCAAUAAUGAUGCAUUAUUAGAUAUUGUCGUCACAAAUUUUGACGAGAUGAAUACUGUUAAUAUACUUCUCGGAUAUGGCAAUGGUUCAUUUGAAGAUCCAAUGACAUUUCCAACUGGCUCUUUUCCAUAUGCAGUCAUUGUCGAUGAUUUUAACAAUGAUACACAAGUCGAUAUUGUUGUCGUUAACAAUCAUGAUGAUACUGUAAGUCUACUUCUAGGUUAUGGCAAUGGUUCUUUUGAAAAUCAAAUGACAUUUUCUACGAACUCUGGUCCAUCUUCACUAGCUGUUGGCGAUUUUAAUUAUGACACUAAACUAGAUAUUAUAGUAACCAAUUCUAUUAGCAAUGAAGUCUGUAUACUGCUUUAUGACAACAGUGGAGCCGUAAAAAAGGAAAUAGCACUUGCCUCUGGUGGUGGUUCUCGUCUAAGUUCUGUUGCCGUUGUCGAUAUUAAUAAUGACAAUCUAUUAGACAUUGUUGUUGCCAAUUAUGCUACGGAUAACGUAGGUGUCAUUCUUGGAUAUGGUAAUGGAACGUUUAAAAGCCAGAUGAUGUAUACAGUGGGAUUAAAUUCACAUCCUAAAUCAAUAGCCAUUGCUGAUUUCAAUAAUGAUACUCAACUAGAUAUUGUAGUGACUAAUUUAAAUACUAAAAAUGUCGAAUUAUUUCUUGGAAAUGAUAAUGGAAUGUUUUCGCUGCAGAAAAGUUAUGAGAUUCAUUCCAAUUUUACUCCCUUCGUAGUCGUUGCUGGUGAUUUCGACAAUAAUGGACGUUCUGAGAUUGUUGUCGCAUAUGAUAAUACUGAAAAUGUUGAUAUAUUUGUUACAUAUGAUAUAGGAUUUUUUACAAAUACAACGACAUAUCCUACUGGUUCUCAGCCACAGUCUAUCGUUGUUGAUGAUUUCAACAAUGAUACAAUACUAGAUAUUAUCGUCUGUAAUAAUAAUGACAAUACAAUCAGUAUAUUUCUAGGAUAUGGUAAUGGCUCUUUUAAAGAUCAAAUGAUGUUUUCCACAGGCUUUUAUCCACAGUCCGUAGCAGUUGGUGAUUUCAACAAUGACACAAAUUUAGAUCUCGUCGUUAUUAAUGGUUUUAAUGAUAGUGUAAGUUUACUUCUUGGAUAUGGUAAUGGUUUUUUUGAUAAUCAAAUUAUAUUUUUUACUGGAUCUUAUUCGCAAUCUGUAGCAGUCGGAGAUUUCAAUAAAGACACACGAGUCGAUAUUGUUGUUACUAAUAGAAACGAGAACAAUAUAGGUAUCCUUCUUGGAUAUGGCAAUGGCUCUUUCAAUGAUCAAAUUACAUUUUCCACUGGUUAUCAUCCAAAUUCAGUUGUUGUCGGUGAUUUCAACAAUGACAAUCAGCUGGAUAUCGUUGUCGCUGAUGAAGAUGAUUACACUGUAAGUAUACUUCUUGGAUAUGGCGAUGGCUCUUUUGCUAAACAAAUUACGUUUUCUCUUGUCUCUAUGCCGACAUCUAUGGUAACUGGUGAUCUUAACAAUGACACUCAAUUGGAUAUUGUAAUCGUUAGUAGUGAUAACAAUACAAUAGGCGUACUUCUAGGAUAUGGCAAUGGUUCUUUUGCCAAACAAAUCACGUUUUCUGCUGGCUCUUAUCCGCAGUCUAUUGCUAUCGGUGAUGUUAAUAAUGACGCAAGAUUGGAUAUUGUUGUUUCCAAUAAGUAUGAUCGCACUGUAAGUGUUCUUCUUGGAUUUGGAAAUGGCUCCUUUUAUCAACGAAUAAUUUAUUCUAAUGGUGGAUUUCGCUCAACUUCUAUCGCUAUUGGUGAUUUCAACAAUGACAAGCGACUGGAUAUCGUCGUUACUAAUCCUGGUAACAAUAAUAUAGCUCUACUGUUUGGAUAUGCCAAUGAAGCUUUUGUAAAAGAAAGAACACUCUCAACUGGUAAUGGUUCUCGACCACAAUCGUUUGCUAUUGGUGAUUUCAACAAUGACGAUCACAUGGAUAUCGCUGUUGUUAAUUCGAGAACUAAUAACGUCGGUAUUUUUCUUGGAUAUGGCAAUAACUCUUUUACAAAUCAAUUAGCAUAUACAACGGGUGCUGCUCCAAAAUCUGUAGCGCUCGGUGAUUUUAACAACGACAGUAACCUGGAUAUUGUCGUUGCUAAUUCUAAGGACGAUAAUAUAGGUAUAUUUUUAGGAUAUGGCAAUGGUUCUUUUGCAAAUCAAAUGACCUACUCAACUGGUUCCUAUUCUGAGCCAUACUCAGUUGCAGUUGGGGAUUUUAACAAUGACACCUUACUAGACAUUAUUGUCGCUAAUCAUGGUUCGAACAGUGUAUGUGUUCUUCUUGAAUAUGGGAAUGGCAAUGGCAAUUUUUCCAAUCCAAAGUUUUUCUCAGUUGGUCAUGGAAGACUUCCAUUUUCUGUUGUCGUUGGUGAUUUUAAUAAUGACAGAAAGCUGGGUUUAGUUAUUGCUAACGAGGGCGCUGACAAUCUAAAAUUUCUCCUACAAACAUGUUAG